GAUUAGUAAAAAUUGACAAAUUGAAUUUGUUUAUACGCACGCUUCGUAUAUCAAUAUUUAACACGAUGGGAAAACGGAAGGCCAGUGAUAAUGCAGGAAAUCCGAAUCAAGAUUUGUGCGAUUUUUUGAUGGAGUUGGCAAAUUAUGAACGAAAUGUUAGUAAAAAUAUUUAUAAAUAUAAUGCUUAUCGCAAAGCUGCUGGCACAUUAAGUGGAUUAUCAGAAAGAGUAAAAAGUGGUCAAGAAGCAAGAAAGUUGCCAGGAAUUGGUGAGAAAAUUGCUAAAAAGAUUGAUGAAUUUCUCAAUACUGGAAAAUUACAAAAGUUGGAAGAUAUUAAUAAAGAUGAAAACAACAUUGCAAUUAAUUUGUUAACACGUGUGUCUGGUAUUGGACCUGCAAAAGCCAAAGAAUUAAUAGAUGCCGGUAUUAAGACUUUAAAUGAUUUAAAGAAGCAUCAGGAAAAACUUAAUCAUCAUCAAAAAAUUGGUCUUAAAUAUUUUGAAGACUUUGAGAAAAGGAUUCCUAGAAAAGAGAUUGAGCAAAUUGAAAAACUUUUAAAAGAUACUAUCUUAAAUCUGAGUAAGGAAUACAUUGUAACAAUUUGUGGAAGUUAUAGACGUGGGAAAGAAGAAAGUGGUGACAUUGAUGUUCUAUUAACACAUCCUACAUUAACAUCCAUAGAGAAAGACUCAAAGAAAAAAAUUUCGGUUUUAAAAAAUGUUAUAGAAAGUCUUGAAAAAAAAAAAUUUAUUACAGAUACAAUAUCUCUUGGGCCAACAAAGUUUAUGGGUGUAUGUCAAGCUUUAGGUGACAGUAAGAAAUUAUUUAGGAGAAUUGACAUUCGACUUGUAUCUUAUGAUCAGUAUUAUUGUGCUGUACUUUAUUUUACUGGAAGUGAUCUUUUUAAUAAAGACAUGAGGGCACAUGCUUUGGAAAAGCACUAUACUUUAAAUGAAUAUACACUAAAACAUCUUACAUCUGAAGGUACUCCUGGAGAGGCAGAAAAAAUUACAUGCGAAGAAGAUAUUUUUCGAAUUUUAGAAUUGCCAUAUAAAGAGCCAAAAGACAGAAAUUCAUAA
This is a messenger RNA of Eufriesea mexicana, 1079 nucleotides long. Its product is annotated as DNA polymerase beta. Gene Ontology annotation, cellular component: nucleus. Gene Ontology annotation, biological process: base-excision repair; double-strand break repair via nonhomologous end joining. Bases 66 to 1079 code for a protein of 337 amino acids. The transcript is spliced from 6 exons. The record is from RefSeq and is a predicted model, not a curated record. Lineage: Eukaryota; Metazoa; Arthropoda; Insecta; Hymenoptera; Apidae. Gene Ontology annotation, molecular function: DNA binding; DNA-directed DNA polymerase activity.